This is a messenger RNA of Spathaspora passalidarum NRRL Y-27907, 1158 nucleotides long. RefSeq lists its product as uncharacterized. Bases 34 to 1110 code for a protein of 358 amino acids. NCBI's taxonomy places the organism in Eukaryota, Fungi, Ascomycota, Pichiomycetes, Serinales, Debaryomycetaceae. The record is from RefSeq and is a predicted model, not a curated record. The transcript has a single exon.
AUCAACCAUCAGAAAGACCCGGCAACAGUAACGAUGGUGCUAAAGAAUAGUAAAUGGGAUAAGAAGGCGAAAUACAAGUUUAUGAAAAAACAUGGAAUAAAGCCAGCUACUCCAUCACAGCCUAAGGUGCAUACCAAGUGGACAUCCAAGAAACAGAGUGGUACUAGUAAUCGAAUCCUUCUAGAGGAUUCAGAUGAUGAUUGGGACAGUGAUGUUGAUGAUGCAUUGCUUGAACAUUUUUAUCCUCUGUUGAGUGACCAGGAAUUGACUCAUGAGCAGAAGAUCAAACUUAAGCAGCAGAUCAUGACUGAGAUCCAACAGCAAGAACAAGAAGAUAACGGAGAAGGAGAUAAGGAGGAUGAGGAAGAAGAACUAGACGGAAUAUACCUCGGCAGUGCUGAAAACCAAGAGAAGGAAAUGACACCUGCAGCUCCGGCCAAGUUCAAUCUUGAGGAGUUUAUAAACAAUGUUCAAGGCGGUAAGCCUAAGUCACGUAAACUUCUCCUGAAUAAAAUCAGUGAUAAUUUUCUAGAAGAAUAUGGAUUGGAGAGUUAUAACCAACUCAAAAAGGAUUCAGAUGAUUAUAAUGAUUUGUAUUAUGACAAACAGAAGGAAAAAAAUAAGAAUAUAAAGUAUAUUGACCCUGCUAAGUUGGAUGGAUUCAUAAUUGGGGAAUCCUCUCUUGAUGAGAGAAGCAAUGCCAAGAGUAGUAUUCGGGAGUUGACCCAGCAGGAGAAAGAACAAGACGAACAAAGAAAGAAAUUGGUUGAGGAAGAAAAGUUCUAUAGUCAAAUCAAGAGUAAGUUUGGCAACAAACAACCGCAGAACAAAGUCAUUGAAAUUAAUAAUUAUAGUGUAGACAACAAGUUGCAAUUGAAUGAUAAGUUGGUGAGAUCCGGUGGGAACGCUACUGCUGAUCUUGAUGAAGAUUUACUUGCAUUGGGUAUAACACCAGUAGGCAACGACAACUCGGUUGACGAUGUUGAUGCUUUGUUGAAUAACUUGGCAAUCAACAAACCAUUGACCGAACAAACAAAACCAAAACCAAAACUCAAUGAUUUAAAAAUUGAUGAUGAUGAUGAUGAUUUCUUAAAUCAGUUGCUAAAGUGAGGCAUAUAUAGAGAUAAGCAAAGUGUAUAGAAAAAAAAAACCAAUCAG